This is a messenger RNA of Salvelinus sp. IW2-2015, 4660 nucleotides long. RefSeq names its product patched domain-containing protein 3. Gene Ontology annotation, cellular component: membrane. NCBI's taxonomy places the organism in Eukaryota, Metazoa, Chordata, Actinopteri, Salmoniformes, Salmonidae. The record is from RefSeq and is a predicted model, not a curated record.
ACCAGGGCUGGCAGAGCUAUUGCUGAGAAAAACUCUUCACAGGAAGCUUAUCAUGUUACCAUGUUCAGAGGAAGUAUAGCUUAUGACUGUAACGUCAACAGAUAUAAUUCAAGGCAAGUUUUUUUUUCUAAUACCACAAGUUGAAAAGGAGAAUAGAAAAUGGCUGGGUGCAACACAGACUGUGUUGAGAAACCAAUAGCUAGAGGAUUUGAAAUACUUGGGCGUUUUGUUGGUAGACACCACUGGUGGUUUUUUAUUCUUCCAAUGUUGAUUUCUGCGUGUCUUGGCGGAGGAUUUUACUUCCUUGCGGACAGAGAAGCAAACGGCAUUGAAGAGAUGUUUACACCUAUGAAUGGACCGGCGAAAGACGAACGACGAGUAGUUAAAGAAUACUUUCCACAGAAUGAUAYCGAKUUCUCUCGUUUGCGGCUCUAUACUGAAGGGACCUUUGCAUCUCUCAUAAUUGUUACGCCUACAGCAAAUAUCCUCACAAUUCCUGCUUUUACUAAAAUUGUUGAUAUUGACAGGGACGUGAAAGCCAUUGAAMUWGGAACAUUUAAUUUCUCAAACCUUUGUGUUAAGAAAGGUGAUGUGUGCGUGUCAAAUUCAAUCUUUGAUAUUGUAAAAACUCCCAAUGUUACCACAACAACUAUUGAUUACCCGUAUCAUGACAACAUUUUCAUCGCAUCUGAAAUUGGUGGUGUGAAACUGAAAACUGGGUCAACUGAAAUUGAAAGCGCAAAGGCAAUUCGACUUUUUUACUUCUUAAAAGAAGACAACCAGARUGUAACUACGAUGUGGCUGCAGAAGUUUAUAGAGACUGCGUCGAUGAUGCAACAAGAAGGCAUGACCAUAUCUUACUUUACAUCAAUAUCAAGAGAAGAAGAGUUUGAGAAGAGCUCUGACUCCAUCAUUCCUCUCUUCUCAUUGACCUAUGCCCUGGCCAUCACUUUUUCAAUCACAUCUUGUAUAAGGUUGGACUGUGUUAGGAACAAGGUGUGGGUGGCGACCUUUGGUGUCCUCUCAGCUGGUAUGGCAGUGUUGUCCAGUUUUGGGUUGUUGCUGUACUGUGGGAUGCCCUUCMCUAUGACUGUGGCAACAGCUCCAUUCCUGAUUCUGGGAAUUGGUGUUGACGACAUGUUCAUCAUGAUUUCUUGCUGGCAGCAGACUCAAGUUCAUGGCGACGUAGAGGAUCGUAUGGCGGCUACAUACAAAGAGGCAGCUGUUUCUAUCACCAUCACAACACUAACUGAUGCCCUGGCUUUCUAUAUUGGUCUGUUAACUCCCUUUGGUUCUGUACAGUCCUUUUGUAUGUAUACUGGCACAGCUGUGCUCUUCUGCUACUUGUACAACAUCACCUUCUUUGGUGCAUUUCUGGCACUGAAUGGAAGACGUGAAAAGAGCAACAGACAUUGGCUGACCUGCAUGAAGGUUCCGGAACCAGAGGAGAAUUCUGAAAAGUACAAUAUCUGCUCCGUAGGGGGAGCUUAUGAUCAUGGAACGGGAAAAGAGGAACCAAUGCCAAUUAACAACUUCUUUAAGACGUACUAUGGUCCAUUUCUAACAAAUAAUUGGACCAAGGGGUUUGUGAUCCUGCUCUAUGCUGGAUAUUUGGGCUCAAGCAUCUACGGUUGCUUCCAAAUCAAAGAGGGCAUAGACCUUAAAAACCUAGCAGCUGAUAGCUCAUAUGUGGGUAGCUAUUAUGAUAAUGAGGACGAAUUCUUUUCAGAGUAUGGUCCAAAUGUUAUGGUUGUUGUGACAGAUAGUACGUUUAAAUAUUGGGACGAAAGUGCUCGGAAUAGUCUUGACUCCUGCCUUCAAAACUUUGAAAGUCUAUCAAUGGUUUCUCAAAACGGGACCAUAUCUUGGCUCAAUCAAUAUCUUACAUUUGGAAAGAUGACCAAUUUGAAUCUAAGUGKGGAAAAUACAUUCAAACGUAAUUUGUCUGCAUUUCUUGAGAGGUCUGAUUUCAUACAAGAUGUGAAUUUUACAGACAACACAAUAUAUGCCUCACGUGUGUUCAUUCAGACAGUCAAUGUCAGUACAGCUGUUGAUGAAAAGAACAUGUUGAAUGAGCUUCGAGAGACAGCUAAUGAUUGUCCAGUAAAGUUGGUUGUUUACCACCCUGCUUUCAUAUACUUUGACCAAUAUGCAGUCAUUGUUAGUAACACCAUCCAAAACAUUGUAGUUGCCACUCUUGCCAUGCUGGUGAUCUCCCUCCUGUUGAUUCCCAACCCAAUAUGUUCUCUGUGGGUGACCUUUGCCAUUGCCUCUGURAUAGUGGGUGUUGCUGGUUUCAUGGCAUUUUGGGAUGUCAAUCUAGACUCUGUAUCCAUGAUCAAUCUUGUCAUCUGCAUCGGUUUCUCAGUGGACUUUUCCGCUCACAUUUCCUAUGCCUUUGUCUCUAGCAAUAAGAGAACUGCUAAUGAGAAGGCCAUAGAUGCUGUCUAUCACUUGGGGUAUCCUAUCAUACAAGGAGCUGUGUCUACUAUCUUAGGAGUGGUGGCCCUGUCUGCAGCUGAGAGCUACAUCUUCAGGACCUUCUUUAAGAUCAUGUUCUUGGUCAUUGUGUUUGGAGCCGUCCAUGGAAUAGUGUUUAUCCCCGUUUUUUUGUCUUUCUUUGGAAUCUGCGGCGCUAAAGUUGGCGAUGAAGAAGAUGCAGGUGAUAACCCUCAAGUUAAUACCUAUCAAUUUAAACUGAAAGGGAAUGAUAAUAUUGCUUGUGAAAACAAUUUCUGACUGUCCUUAAAAACUGCUGGGCUGGGUGGUCAUUCAUUCUUGAAGUCGCUAAGCACUACUUCAGCUGCAGGAUUUGCAACCUGUUUCUACUGAUAACUAUCAGACAUAGAAGCUAGAAAAAAAAUUCAAAUAAAGUUAAUGAUAAAGGACAUUAUGGUAAAGUGUACACUGUAGCUUUUUUAAUUGUGGUGUUUAACCCCCUAUUGGAAGAAAAUAUAACAUAUUGUGCGUGAAUGCUUAGWAAAUCUGACUUGCAUUUGACAAAUGUAAUUAUAUUUGUAAUAUGUAGGAUAUAUUAUCUAUAGAAUAAGAAUGUCUAAGUCAUUCUGAAAAGCACACAUAAACACAGUAGAUUAUAUGUUAUAGAUUACAGGUUAUAGGUAACACAUUCUUUGUUUUUGUUUGUGUCAUGCAUUGCAAAGGUAAAAAAUCUAUAUACUGUAUAUGUGUGAGAUUUCAUAUUUAAUUAGUAUUUCGUCAUAUUGAGUUUCAGUCUAUCAAACUGUGUAAUAUAGUUUUUUCUGUAGUGUCUAUUUUUUCACAAUGUCUAUUCAUUUGGUUUGUGUUUUUCCACAAGGCAUUCGAGUGUCAUGUUGAUUAUUUUACUACAUCUAUUAAUUACAUGCAAGUAGACUAUGUUGAUGAUAUUAAUGGUAGAUUAAUCGGUAUCGCAGAAGUUUAACGUUACAGUGUGAUUGAAAUUUAAGACUAGAAAAGUCAUUUUGACUCAAACAUUCUAACAGUCAAAAUAAAUAUAUUUCAUAUAUGGUAUUGGAAAAAUAAUAAUGUGGCUAUUUUUAUGAAGGUCAUCAGAGUAAUCUUGAAAAAGAUUUCAAGGAACACAAUAGCUUUUUCAUUAGUGUGAGCGGACCAAGUAAUUUGGUGUCACUCUAAAGCGGAAAGGUGGAAUAAACGAGUCAGGAGUAGUUUUUCUUGAUUGAACACAGUUCUCUAUUGAGAGAUUUCUGACAAUACCAACACUCCAACACAAUCAAUGGGAAUCUCCCAAGGAACAACAUACAUUUUCUUCAUUAGAUGACACAGGAACACAAGACGAUUAUCUUUAAACUAUAACAAAAAUCACAGAUUUGUCACCGUCUUAAUGGUUCUUCGUGGAUAGCUCCUCGCUCUCGGUGGCCAUCCUCCAGAGAUAGUUUAUCUUCUUCUUCUCUCCCCUUCGCUGGUUCCCUCCUCUCUCUGCUGGUUCCCUACUCUCUCUGCUGGGUCCCUCCUCCCUCUUGUAGGGAAAAGAGAAUAUGUUAUUAGUACCGUCAGCUGUGCUUAAUUGCCUCUGGUCACAUUGACUCACAACGGUUGUAAAGCAAGAAACCAUCUGGCUAUUCUGUUGUUAUUGUUUCUCUUACCAGCCAUCCACGUGAAGGGAGCAUGGUCAGUAACUAAUGCAAACCUACGACCCAGUAGGUAGUACCGGAGAUAAUGGAUGGCCCAACAAAAUGGCUAGGGCCUCUUUUUCUACGGUAGCAUAUCUCUGUUCCCGAUCGCUGAGCUUCCUACUUAUGAAGAGAAUAGGCCUCUCUGCUUCGCCUUCACCCUGAGCCAGGACGGCCCCGAGCCCCGUUUCUGAAGCGUCUACCUGCACAAUGAACUCUUGUGAGAAGUCUGUAGCAUGUAGAACGGGAUCAGAACACACUUUUAGCAAUUGAAAGGCCUCUUCCGUCUCGUCCUUCCACUCUACCCGGUUUGGCAAGUUUUUCUUGAUGAGGUUUGUGAGGGGAUUGGCAAUGGUUGCAUAUCCAGGGAUGAAACGGCGAUAAUAUCCCGUCAUCCCUAAGAAGGCCCAAACAUCCCGCUUUGUCCGGGGUCGAGGCCAGUCCUGAAUUGCCCUGGUCUUCUCUGCCUGUGGGCGUAUUUUCCCAUUCCCCACGGUGUACCCCAGGUAAUUCCGCUUCGGACAGACCCA